Esox lucius (northern pike) is the source of this 3766-nucleotide messenger RNA. RefSeq names its product SH3 and cysteine-rich domain-containing protein 2. The transcript has 11 exons. Lineage: Eukaryota; Metazoa; Chordata; Actinopteri; Esociformes; Esocidae. Gene Ontology annotation, cellular component: extrinsic component of cytoplasmic side of plasma membrane. The coding region runs from base 664 to 1971 and encodes 435 amino acids. Gene Ontology annotation, molecular function: protein binding. Gene Ontology annotation, biological process: positive regulation of voltage-gated calcium channel activity; skeletal muscle contraction; positive regulation of protein localization to plasma membrane. The record is from RefSeq and is a predicted model, not a curated record.
AUGGAAAGUAUAUUGUAGUUGUGGUAAAAUACUAUUACAACAACAACUACUACUACUACUACCACUACCUCUACUACUACUACAAACUACUACUACUAUAACGAGACGAGUCCUGGAAAAGACCUUCAUGCAUGAUUCUAACAACUUGUUUUUGGAAAUCAAAUGGACUAUUAGCCGUCGGAUUCGGAAACAUCAAAUAGUUGUUCUUCUUUAGAAGAUUCACACCUGCUGGUUCCCAUAUUAUAUCUUUUUUAAUGUAAGCCUAUAGUUUUACAAUAGUAAGUAGCACACUACCAAGGGAGAACAUCACUUGGUAGGUUACUUGCCGCGCAAGGCAGGAUAUGACAUUUGUUUGCUGAUGCGUAAGCGGGGUCCAAUCUUUUGAAAACCGCCAUAGAUAUUAUAGGCUACACUUUCUGCAGCCCUGACCUAAAAUGACUUCAGACAUCCGAUGACGAUAUUAAUUGGAGGUAAACCUGUGCACUUCGUAGCGCUUGGUCCUUAACAGCCUCCCCAUUCCUCGCGCGCGCUAAUCCUUAAACGGUUGCGGGAUUGCGCACGGUAUCAAUGGCUAUACUGAGUACUCCUCAUUAACUCACAUUUAACUCAUAUCCGUAACCCGGACAAUUCACAGAAGAAUGCCCAAUCUCUUGAAGAUUUACGAUGACGGAGAACAGUGAGAUGGAGAUCGAGACGCAGCUCCAACGCUCGCCAAGCAACAUGUCCAUCACACCGGUGUCCAAGCUCCAGCGCCUGAAGCGAUCGCUCUCCUUCAAGACCCUGAUGCGCAGCAAGAGUGUGGAGAACUUCUUCCAGAGGUCCUACAGCGAUGCCCGCCUCCCCCCGGACUUCAUCACCGACCCCCCGCCCCCCUCCCCGCCCCUGCUGCCGGGGUCUCCGCUCGCCAGUGACCACACGCCGUCCCGCUCCCCGUCGCUCAGCCCCAACCCCUCCCUCUGCUCUCACUCCCCGUCUCUAUGCCCCUCCCCCUUGCUGACCUCCAAGGCCCCACCCCCGGCGCGCACCCUGCCGCUGGUGACCCACUCCUUCCAGGAGCACGUGUUCCGCAAGCCGACCCACUGCCAGCUCUGCAAGCACCUGAUCGUGGGUAAUUCUAAACAAGGUCUUCGGUGUAAAACCUGCAAGAUGGGUGCUCACCUGUGGUGCACUUCAGAAUUAUCCCAGCAGCCGUGCAAUGGAAAGUCUGGGGGAGGGGCUUUCAAGCGAAACUUCAGCUCUCCCAUGCUGGUCAAUGAACAACUGGCUGUCGUCAAAGAGGUGCAGCCCCCCCAAGAGACAGGGCGGCCGCGUGGCGUAGACCCUGUGUAUGCAGCCCUGCGUUACGGGACAUCGCUGGCACAGAUGAGCCGCUCCAGUUUUGGGAGUGUGUCCGAGUCGCCCACGCACAGCCAGGGGGAAGGAGGUGAAGGAGGUGAAGGAGGUGAAGGAAAUGAAGAGGGGGAGUACAGACAGAAUAGCACGGAGGAGGAGAUUCCACUGGUGACGGGGGAUCUGCCUCUGUAUGAACAUGACAAGACUGAAGUUGGAGGCAGUGAACCACUCCCAGAGCCUGUGGAGGAAACCAGCGUGAAGGUGCCUCGGUGUAUCGAGGUUCACUCUAUCCACACAUAUGUGGCUCUCUACAGGUUCCUGCCCCAGGAGAACCAUGACCUGGGACUGGAGCCUGGUGAUCGUGUGUUGGUCACAGAUGAUUCUAAUGAAGAAUGGUGGAAGGGGAAGUGCGGAGACAAGGUGGGAUUCUUCCCGGCUAACUUCGUCCAGAGGGUGCGCCCGGGCGAGAGAGUGUGGAGGGUCACCCAAUCAGUCCCUGCCAGUCGAGGGUUGGGUCACAUGGCGGUGAAGGAGGACCAGAUCUGUGUGGGGAAGAAUGAGGGCAGUGAAGGCUUCUUGAAGCUGUCCAGUGGGAAGAAGAGAGGACUGGUCCCUGCCAUAUCCAUUGAGGAGAUCUAACCUCGGCCUCAACACCAGCCCCUGUCUCUCUCUCUCUCUCUCUCUCUCUCUCUCUCUCUCUCUCUCUCUCUCACUGUCCAGCACGCUGACACGUUCCCACAGGCCCAUUCAUGGCCUGAUGAGGCCAGCCAGUCCAGGGGGCGAAGCGACGACACCCCUCCAACCCACCUCAUUGUGAGGCCCACCUCCCAACCACACAGACUGGGGAGCGGGGACAGCCAAGCUUGUCAGGGCAGGCGACGCGGAGGACACCACAGCCAUGCCCACGCAGAGAUUGUCUCCACUCCAAAAUAGCUACACCAGUAAAUGGUGGGUUUUUCUCCCACAGGGCAGUGGCCUCGUGUUGUGGAGGCCCAGCCCUCUAGUGACCCCAUGUGUUCCUGAUGAAGGUUACAUUAGUGUAUUAGUGAACUGGGUUUAACUGUUAGGGUUUAAGGACCAGAUCACAGAGUGCUGUGGACUCUAGUUACCAUGAGGAGUGUGAGUGUGUUUUCUGUCUGGUGGCUCUGAUCAGACCGGUCCCUUUUCCGUCCUCUACGGGCCGGAUCAUGCGAGUCUGGAGGAAGGCAGGAUUAGUCGUGAAGGAGGACUACUUGGUGUGUGUACUUGUGUUGAGCGUGGCUGUAGUGUUCCUGGACAAAGCAUAAUAGACAGCCUCUCUGAUUGACCUGUGCCAGGUCAGUGAUUACAACAUGACAGACGGGUGUGGACUGUGACAUUAGCGGUCUGCUGAGGUGAGCUGAAGGUGCUGUUGGAACGGCGUACAUCUGUGAGAUUUUCAGGACUGAUUGUGAUUGGAUGUGUCCUUUUUUUUGGGGGGGGGGGGUGGGGGGCUUGCACGUCCGCUCUUCGUUUUCCUUUGUCUCUCUCUCUCUCUUCCAUCUUCCUCACUUUUCACGUUGCUUUCCUGGCUGGGAUUUGACUUCAGCUUAAUUUAGACUGGCACAGAACUCUCCCGCUUUGCAAGGACGGACAGACGGGCGGCAGUGGAGAGAGUACAACCUGGUCUAACUCAACCGUCAGCAGAGGACAGGACGAUCAACGUUUAUCACGACACAAAAUCUGAUUCUAUCUGAAUGACCUUUGACCUGGCCUUCAGCAAGUUCCAGAAGGCCAUCGAUGUGAGCCCCAUCAUUUUAUUGUACAGGUGGUGCUUAAAGCUCACACUUUAGAUAUAAUAUUUUUUCCACGUCCUACUUAGGAAAUGUCAAUUUGAUUCAAUUUGAUUUGGAUGGGGAAUGCUUAGAUAAAUUGUUCAGUGUUUUCCAUUGUAUCAGUAGUGUCUGAAUAGUCCAGACUGUACCAAACAUCUAGGAAUAGAGCUGUAUACAAACAUUACAAAUGGAGCAUCAACUCCAAUUGUUUUUAGGAACUGUUCCAAAUGUUUAAUGUUUCUGGGUAGAAAUUAGCAUCCAGCCACUGAGGAGCUGUGGAUGAUGUAGUCUGUUGUCUGUUUGUGGUUCACGACUGGUCAACAAAUAAGAGCCAAGAGCCUGCAUGCUGGAAAGCCAACAGAUGAACUGGCUACGCUUUUGUGACAGCCGGACUUAAUCCCACUGCUCUGAGGGGACUGAAAUGUGGAGGGAUAUAGAAGUAUGUGGAGAGACUUGGACCAAGGAGGUCCAAGGUGUUCAAUCAUCACAACCAUCACAAAUCAAUCAUGUGUCUGUAUGCAGGAUUUUUCACCUAUGUUUGCCUAACUCACCAUUGAUGAAAUGCCAGUUCUCCCUCUCUCACCCUCCCUCCCCAGUUCUCCCUCUCUCACCCUCCCUCCCCAGUUCUCCCUCUCACCCUC